AUGAUGCGAGUCUCUAAUUUAGCUCGGCUUUUGUGCGCCUUCGUUGUUGCGGCUCAUGUAUAUGCUGCUAAUGUUCCACCCCCAUUACAACGUGAUCUUCCUACAGUUCGUCCCUCUCCAAUUGUAGAUCCUAUCCCUAUCACAUGUACUACAUCGACCGUUAGUAUAAGAUGUGGAAGAAAUUCUUGUCAAAGUGCCUGGGCCACAGCUUUCACCUCCUCUAACACCUACAUCCAAUCAUUCUGUUCCUCAUUUACCUCUCCCGGACGCAAAAACACCCUUAUAUUCGACAAGAAAGGACCCGCAAGCGCAUGCAUAAAAGGUCUUAGCAAUACUGCCAUCCAGUCCUCCAUCUCAUCAGUCUGUUCCUGUUAUGCUGGCCCCGGAGUUCCCACCACCGCAUUCAUAACAAUCUGUCCCACCUAUCCACCCAUUCAAACCCAAACCAUCACAACCUCCAUACCCACCACCACAACUAUCAUCCGAACCGCCGAUGGAAUCGUCAAGACAGUAACUACUACCAUAACACUAGUCGCCGACCAAAUACUAUCCAAUCGUCUUACUGCCACAACCACCACCACAACCACGCAAUUCAUAACGCGUCCAGAUCUCUCCGCACCAUGUACCACCACCACAAACAUCCUCACCACAACUCUAGUAACAGCCAUCUACGACUAUCUCACUUACACAACCACUACAACUUACUAA
Molecule: messenger RNA, 708 nt
Organism: Botrytis porri
Lineage: Eukaryota; Fungi; Ascomycota; Leotiomycetes; Helotiales; Sclerotiniaceae
Exons: 2
Coding region: 1-708 (235 amino acids)
Source: RefSeq, a predicted model, not a curated record